This is a messenger RNA of Ixodes scapularis (black-legged tick), 2589 nucleotides long. RefSeq lists its product as uncharacterized. The transcript is spliced from 2 exons. The record is from RefSeq and is a predicted model, not a curated record. Lineage: Eukaryota; Metazoa; Arthropoda; Arachnida; Ixodida; Ixodidae. The coding region runs from base 151 to 2493 and encodes 780 amino acids.
ACUUAUCCAAUGUCCAUCAGAGCAGAGCCGAUUCCGCGCGCGCAUUUCGCGUUUUUCGGUCGGCGCAUUCGUUGUACUGUUGAAUGUUUGUACAAAGACGUGUUGUUGGCGGUCCCCGCGAUUACUGUCUGAGCCCUUCCAAUACCAAGAAUGUCUCAUCCGCCGAGAAAGCGCCCUUCAGAGCAAAGAACCACGGCCACCAAGAACAACGAAAUGCUUCAUCGAUAUGCUGCGCACGUCAGUCAGCGGUGUCCUGGUGUCUCGACUGCUGAAGAGAUUCUUUUCUUCCUCAACUCCGUCGGCGGUGAAACAAAUGCGGAAUUUGUUGCACCCUGUUCUGCAGAGGGCGCCCAGCUCUGCCACAUUGUGGAGUACCUCAGUGUCUGCAACAACUUCCUGCGGUGGAUCAGUCUGGAACUGAAAGAAGUUGAGCCCGGAGAAUUUGGCUUUUUUCCUUUGGAAAUGCAUCUCUUUCGUCAGCCAGUUGGUGGUGCAGAAGACCUGUGCAUUCGUGGGUGGAUCCUGCUACACUGGCUACUUCAGGAGCACCGUUGCAUCAAAACCUUGAUGCUCCCCAGAACCAUAGACCCCAAAUAUCAGGACGUCUUGUCUGACGCACUGCAGCUCAACUCUGGGCUGAACAAGUUGACGCUGAGGGACUGGCAGGAAAAAGAAGGAUUCACCAACAUCUCUGCCAUUGGAACACUUGCACAUCUGGAGGAGCUAGAUAUGGGUCAUGUUUGCUUGUCCCCAAGUGCGUUAGGUGACCUGGGAGACACCCUCCCAGAGAUUUCAACACUGCAUACCCUUAAACUACCUUCCAUUGAAAUGGACUUUGGAAAUACCGAUCAUGACGAUUAUGUCAUGCAAUUAGUCCAAGCCUUGAAGCGUUUACCGAAGAUUAUGGUUCUAGAGUCCGAGGAUUUUGUUCUGGAGUCCGAAUCUAUUAAUGUUGCUUUUACAGAGUUUGUUGCAGAGAGCAAGACCCUGAAAAAGCUGUGCUUGCACCAGUCUCAUUGUUACGAUGAGAUAGAUGCACUCUUCACGGCGGUGGGGCAGAACGAUUCUUUGGAGGAACUGCAUCUGGAGGGGUUUAUACUCUACGAGGAUUCAGAGCGGUUGCUUGGAAAGGUAGUUGCACAGCAUAAAGGUCUCCGGUAUUUAGAAGUUGGGAUCUACAGUGACUACAAGGAGUGGCAAAUCGAAGGAGUAGCCCUCGCCAAGCUGGUAGGAUGUAAUACGGGCCUUCGCGAAUUGGUGUUUGUAGGCAGCACUGUUGAGUGCCUCCCUGCAUUUGCGGAGGCUGUUCGUAAGAACACUACGAUGGAGAAGCUGAGCCUCGGUCUACUCGGCAUGGAUGUCCCCGACUACCGUGUGUUUCUGCAAGCACUGGCAUGCAACAAGUCACUUCAACUAGUCACCUUUAAAGAAUACUUUAAUACAUAUUUCCAUGACAUCAUCCUUCUCAUGCAGGAGACAGGGACUGAAGGAAGGUUGGAGAUCAGUGCUAGCAUUGAUGACCCUCAGGUGUUUGAGAGCAGCCUGAAGAAUUCCACAAGCCUGACCAAGAUACGUUACUUUCCAUCAUACGACUCUCGUCCAAUGCUGCCUGGUGCAUUUCGUCAUCUACUUCAACACCGUCAGCUCCAAGAACUUAAGAUUAGACUGAAUCAUCCAAUCGAAAUGGAGUCUGCAACUUCGCUGGCACUGUUUCUGUCGACCACCAGCAGCCUGAGGCAUGUCGCUCUUGAAUUUCGUGCCACCUCAGCAUCAUCGAGGAUUCUCGUGGAGGGCAUUGCUGGCAAUACUAGUCUUACAAGCUUGAGUAUCAGUUUCUGGACCUUCAAACCUCCAGAGGCGGACCUGCUUUGGCAGAUGCUGGAGAGCAGUAAAACUUUGAAGACGUUAACUCUUGAGCUCCUCGAGUUUGAACAUAGCCAAGUGCUCGACCAAGUGCCAGGUGGUCUGUUAAACAACCACUACCUGCUGACGGCAACUAUUCAACAGAACCCAGAGCACUGUCCAAAUAGAUAUUUCUGUGGUACUCGCGGGGAGGUUCGGGAGAAGCUUAUCUUUGUGAGCACGCAGACUUUCCAGUUUGGGGUCCAAGAACUUGUGCGACGGAAUCUGUCCACCCUGCAUCGUGCCGUGCAGUUUGUCAUGGGGGCAUGUGGCAGACGCUUUGCCGAGGCUUUCGAGCGGGUGUCAAAGGGCUCAACCCUUGUUGAAGCAUUAAAGAAGGCUACCAGCGAUUCGGAAGAGGAGAUCAAAAGAAAAGUAGCAAGUAGCACGCGCUACCUCGACGAACACUUCCUGGUAGAAGCAGGUGUUGUCAGAGACACUGUGGUGUGCGGUGAAAGCAGCAGAGCCCAACUAGAUCAAAUUGGUCUUUACAACUGGCUGCAUAUCCGGCAGUUUCUCAAGGUCACUGACAUCAUCUUGAAGCCUAAAGGACUCUCAGCAGGCCCGAGCUCUUCUAAGAAGCACUGCUGACAGAUUUGAACGAAAAUUUUGGGGCACCAUGUCUUGUUUUUGUGGUGCAAGGGAAAUCCCCCUAGGAAUUUUGUUAUAAAGCUUUUGAAUUGAUUG